Messenger RNA from Ceraceosorus bombacis, 1598 nucleotides. Lineage: Eukaryota; Fungi; Basidiomycota; Exobasidiomycetes; Ceraceosorales; Ceraceosoraceae. The record is from the annotation of a GenBank genome assembly.
AUGUCUCUCUCCAAGAAGCUGGCCAUCACCGAUGUGGAUCUGAAGGACAAGCGCGUCUUCAUCCGCGUCGACUUCAACGUUCCCAUGGACGGCAAGACCAUCACCAACCCUCAACGUAUCGUCGCUGCUCUGCCCACCAUCAAGUACGCCAUCGAAAAGCGUGAGUGCUCAUCUUCCAAGGUCGUGGCUUGACAGGCUGCUAGUGCUAGCAUGCUAACGGCUAUGCCCCUCACCCCGCGACAGAGGCAAAGGCCAUCAUUCUGGCAUCUCACUUGGGUAGACCAGAUGGUAAGGUCACUCCCAAGUUCUCCCUCGCUCCCGUAGCAGACAAAGUCUCCGAAUUGCUGGGCAAGCCAGUCGAGUUCCUGCACGACUCGGUGGGUGAGCAUGUGGAAGCGGCCGUCUCGAAGCUUUCCGGCGGACAAAUUGUUCUCCUCGAGAAUCUGCGAUUCCACAUCGAAGAGGAGGGCAAGGGUGUCAACGAGGCUGGAGAAAAAGUCAAGGCGGAUGCUGAGCAGGUCAAAGCUUUCAGAUCCGGUCUGACCAAGCUGGCAGAUGUUUACAUCAACGAUGCCUUCGGCACUGCUCAUCGCGCGCACUCCUCCAUGGUGGGCGUGGAUCUGCCCACCCGAGCAAGCGGUUUUUUGAUGAAGAAGGAGCUCGAAUUCUUUGCUAAAGCUCUGGAGAGCCCCGAGAGACCAUUCCUGGCCAUUCUUGGUGGUGCAAAGGUGUCCGACAAGAUUCAGUUGAUUGAAAACAUGCUAGACAAGGUCAACAAGCUCAUCAUCUGCGGAGGAAUGGCGUUCACAUUCAAAAAAACCUUGGACAAUGUCAAGAUUGGCAAUUCUCUGUUCGACGAGCCAGGCUCUCAAAAGGUGGCUGGCCUGGUGGAAAAGGCAAGGAAGAACAAUGUGGAGUUGGUCUUCCCUGUGGAUUACGUUACUGCCGACAAGUUCGACAAGGACGCUCAGGUGGGUGCUGCUACGGACGAAGAAGGUAUUCCAGACGGAUGGAUGGGUCUCGAUGCUGGACCCAAGAGCCAGCAGCUGUUCAAGGACGCCAUCAAGAGCGCAAAGACAAUUCUGUGGAACGGACCCGUGAGUUGAGCUCGCAGAGUUUGGGGGGACUUUUUGAACCAGGCUGACCUUCCCCUCUCAUGCUCUUCAACCGCGUAGGCGGGUGUGUUCGAAUUCCCCAACUUUGCAAAGGGAUCCAAAGCCAUGCUUGACGCUUGCUUGGAAGCUGAAAAGUCUGGUGCGACCGUCAUUGUCGGUGGUGGAGACACGUGGGUAUCAAUGUCUGGGUCGCUCGGUGGCAGGUAACAGGCUUGGAGUGGCGCGCACGAAGGUUACGCCUGUGCUGACCUUCUGUGCAACAACACCUUCCUCCUCAGAGCUACCGUUGUUGCGAACUACAAGGCCGAGGAAGGCAUCAGCCACGUCAGCACUGGCGGUGGUGCUUCUCUGUGAGUAUGGCACUCUCCAUCCCUUUCAAGAGCCGCCGUCUGCUUUGCUCACGAGGCUUUUGCACGCCCUCAUCACAGCGAGCUGCUCGAGGGCAAGGACCUGCCUGGUGUUUCCAACCUUGCUGAAAAGUGA